Molecule: messenger RNA, 810 nt
Organism: Suillus fuscotomentosus
Lineage: Eukaryota; Fungi; Basidiomycota; Agaricomycetes; Boletales; Suillaceae
Exons: 5
Coding region: 1-810 (269 amino acids)
Source: RefSeq, a predicted model, not a curated record
AUGGUGAAGGCUCUCAUUGAUGCUCAACAAGUAGAUGUAAAUCGCUUGAUAGAUGAGCUUACUACAAUCCUAAAAUACAAGGACUUGGAGGCUGCUCAAGCAGAAGGCAAGAGUCUCAGUUCUCUCUCACCACCUGUUGCAGUCCCCAAUGCUCCCCUCUUGUGCAAUGGCAAAUCUGCCAGGGAUAGAAAUUGCAUGGUGGCGCCUUUAAUUAUCAGUGAAGCAUUUGUAGCUGAUGCUGGUCAUCCCUCUAAAAUGUCAAACAGCAGGUGGAUGAGGAUGCUUGACAUCCUUUACUAUAUGCAACUUUGCAUUCAUGACUGGCCAGCAGGAGUUCUAUCCCCUGGCCCUGAUUUUGAUCUCAAAUCGCUGUCUGCAAGUCAAUUAUGCGCCUUAGUGGGUCCAUAUCUCAGGAAGCAUCUCGGCAACAUGUAUGAGACUGAGUUGGGCCAAGACAAGGACGAGGACAAUGCAGAGAAAGCCACAAUGACAAAGUGGAAAGGUAAAUCAAAGAAGUCCAAUGAGAAUCGCAGAACUCAUGGUGUGGUUGUGCAGGAGCCCAAUGUCAUCCUAUCUAUCAAGGGGUGGACUCCUCAUACAUAUUCAGGUCAGCUAUCAGACUUCGCUGGAUACUCUCACGAGGUGUACUCAAUCCCUCUUGUUAUCAACACAGAUGGCAUCAUUUUACGUUGUCUGGAAGAGGACUUCAUGCUCUAUUGGAGCUUUGUGCUCUCACCAGGAAGCUUCAUGCUUGUACCUGUUACGACUUGGAUAGGUCGAGCCUCCCAAUACCGAAUGGCAGAUCUCUAA